AUGCGCCGUUGUACUUGGGCUGACAGUCGAAGGUGUAGAUUUCACGACGAGUUUCCGACUACCGUGAUGGAGCUUAAUUCAGAACUGCUGUUAAGUCUUGCGUCGAAAGUUACCCGGCUAAAGAUGUAUCCGUAUUUCGAUGUGGCCCAUUACAUCCUAAUGGUACUAGCUGUCAGAGAAGAUCUUGCGAAUGGAGCCGUCUUAUUCUCAAGGAAGCAUCCAUUGUCUUGCUGGAUGUCAAGCAUGAUGAUGUAUCUAGUGUUCUAUUCUCCAUUCGACGUUGUCUACCGUCUGUUGAAAUUCUUGCCUUUCAAAAUCGUCAUUUCGGUUGCGAAAGAAAUACAACGUACGGACAAGGUGUACGCUGGAGUGAUCCAUACGAUGAAAGUUUAUCCGAGUGCCUAUUUGCUUAUGGUCAUCAUUGGCGCAGUGAAGGGGGCUGGUAGCGGAAUCAUUAGGACAUUCGAACAGCUCGUCAGGGGUGUUUGGGCACCGACUACCAACGAGCUUCUGCGGCCAACCUUCACGACCAAGGCUUGCCUGGCAGCUAGUCUCAUCUUCGUGGUCGAGAAGAAAACGAACCUCUUUGCGGCACCGCACGAAUUCGUCUACUUCGCCGUCGUCGUCUUUCUGAUUUACUUCAAGCUAAGUUCUCUGCUUCUUGGCAUUCACGAUCCGUUUUUGCCGUUUGAAAAUCUUUUCUGCGCCAUAUUUAUGGGCGGAAUCUGGGAUGCGCUUAGGUAAGU
This is a messenger RNA of Soboliphyme baturini, 746 nucleotides long. The record is from the annotation of a GenBank genome assembly. Lineage: Eukaryota; Metazoa; Nematoda; Enoplea; Dioctophymatida; Soboliphymatidae.